Molecule: messenger RNA, 5754 nt
Organism: Fusarium sp. VM40
Lineage: Eukaryota; Fungi; Ascomycota; Sordariomycetes; Hypocreales; Nectriaceae
Source: the annotation of a GenBank genome assembly
AUGGACUCCUCGGCCGGUGCCACAUUGGCACCCCCGGCGGUCGCCUCUCUGAGAGCACAGCAAACAACUGCAAUGGAGAGGUCAUUAAGCCAGGAUAUCCGGGAAGAACGCGAGGAACUUCGAGAAGCCGCCGAGCAGACCCUCAACACCAUUGUCGACCUCAACCUUGAUGGAACUAUUAAAUGGGUCAGCCCCUCUUGGACCGAUGUCGUGGGCACCCAGUUCGAGAAAGUCAACGGCCUACCCAUUUCUGAUUUGAUAGUCAGCGAAAACAAUAACGUCUUUACAGAAGUUGUCGAGUCUAUGAAGAAGGAUGAUUCUCGAAGCCACCGAGUCCGGUUUGCUGUCAAGCUUGGACCCCUCUCAAAACUCCUACCUCUCGACGACCUACAAAAUGACCCCGAGAAUGAGCAGAUACAUGCCGUGGACCUUGAAGCCCAGGGUAUUAUGGUCUAUGACAGCGUCUCCGGUGGAGAGAGUCAUACAAUGUGGAUGAUUCGCCCGUGGAUCGCUCCUCGAGAGAUCAAGAUUGACCUACCCAACGUUAUUGUUGAUUCGUUAGGUUCUGGUGCCGAAGUCUUGGCGAGCUAUCUGACCCAACUUGCCGAGAGCGGACUUGACGACCCCGAACAGCUAGAGCCACCACCUCCGGUUCUCUGUCGUAUUUGCGAACGUCACAUCCCUCGAUGGUGGUUUGAGAAGCACACUGAGUUAUGCUUGCAAGAACACCGGGCCGAGAUGGAUGUCCAGAUGGCCCAGGAAAACUUGACCGAACAUCGACACUCGAUCGUCAAGGUGCUCGAUGCCUUGGAGGCCCGCAAGAGCCGAUCGUUGUCUGGCGACCAGACACCCGUACCCGUUGCUGAGUACAAAGGUCUACCAAUUGGGCCGCCGCCAUCGACACAGUCAUCACCUGGUAGCUCAUUGCCCCGAUCGAGGGAGCGCUCCGGAGGAUUUGGGCAUACUAGGGCACGCUCGUUCGCGAUUCGCCGACCUCAAGCUCGAAUUGUUGAGCUGCUGAUGGACCUCUGCGACACUGCUAUCGAAGUUUGUACUCCUGCCAUAAAGGAGUCUUCAACACAGCAAACCAAUGGCGAAAUCAGAACACAAUCGCCACAAUCCGAGUCACGGAUAUCACAAGUUCUCCAGUGGCAGUCACCAAGCACCAAUACUCUGGAACAAGAACAAGGAUUGGCUCUGUUAUGCGCUGAUACAGAGAAGGUUGCCAGAACCAAGAUCGAUGCUGUCUUUCGCCACAGGAAAAUCAUCGAGUACGCUGAACGCAUCCGCAUCGAGCUUGCUUGUCUCGUCCAAGAUUGUAUUGACGAGGCUAUGAGGAAGGCAGCCCGUAUAGCUAACGGCGAACUCACUGACUCCACCGAAGAGGAAAGGAUGAACUCUGAGUAUGACCAGUGCGAUACAUGCGACGAGGACGCUGGCGUAGACGAAGAUGUACCUCCUGAGCCCCUGGUCCCUGAGCCCCAACAAAUCGAGCAACGAGAGAGCGAAAGUUUUGCGGAGCCUAUGAACAGUCCAUCUGCGUUGGCCACGGCUCUGCGCCAAAUGAGUUUGGCCGAAAACAGAGAUCGAUCACGGCCUACAUCCUUCGUGGCAUCCACUAGAUCCAGCAGCCCUAAGGAGUGUCCUACACCCAGGUCCCAUUUUGGUGGACAGAGUAACCUCGGGGUCCAAGUACGAGACACCCGCCGAGAUUCUAUCUACAUGGAAGGGGACUUUCUUGACAGCGAAGGCAGCUUUCGAUCGUCUUCGGUUGCAUCUCGUAAUGCCCCGCGAACCGAGUCUCCAAUCUCUGAAUUUGGAGAUCUUAGACGUGCUGCAAGCACGAGGAGGCGGCACCGACGGAGUCUUAUUCUACCCGGCACUUCCUCUCCCCAUCGCCAAGAAUCACCCUCCAGACCAGGACAGCCAUCUUCACCAUUGCGAAUAAAAGCCAGAGGAUUCCCGUUGUCUCAGGAGAGUAUGGUAUCUCCUGAAGCUUCUCCUAUGCUCCCUGGCAGCGACUUUAGCUCACCCGCUACACAUAGUCACAGGCAUCACCGGAGGCAGUCUUCGGCAGCCAUAUCUGACUUUGUCAUGAAGCCACCGCCUUCGCCUCGUCUAGGUGCUAAUCAAGCCCCUCCACAACAGCGUCCAACCCAACCGUCCAUCAAGGACUUUGAGAUUAUCAAGCCCAUCAGCAAAGGUGCUUUCGGUAGUGUCUAUUUAUCAAAGAAGAAGUCCACAGGAGAGUACUUUGCGAUCAAGGUACUCAAGAAAGCUGACAUGGUAGCCAAGAACCAAGUCGGAAAUGUAAAGGCAGAGCGCGCUAUCAUGAUGUGGCAAGGGGAAAGUGAGUUUGUCGCCAAGCUUUACUGGACUUUCUCGAGUAAAGAUUAUCUUUAUCUGGUAAUGGAGUAUCUCAAUGGUGGCGACUGCGCUUCGCUGAUCAAGGUCUUGGGUGGACUUCCUGAAGAGUGGGUAAAGAAAUACCUUGGCGAGGUGGUCUUGGGUGUCGAGCAUCUGCAUAGUCGAGGCAUCAUCCACCGCGAUUUGAAACCAGACAAUCUCCUUAUAGACCAGAAAGGUCAUCUUAAGCUCACGGACUUUGGACUCUCCCGACUAGGUUUGGUUGGUCGACAAAAGCGUGCGCUGAAUAGCGAAACCUCAGACGGAACCCCAGAUUUACUUAAGCAAGGUCCCUUUGCUCGAUCUACAUCCAUGGCUUCCUCAAGGUCCGCGUCACUCGACCUCCACGGCCAUACCCAGUCUCCAAGCCAGACACCGCAAAUGACACCAGAGGUUGGCAGCCUGGCCCAGCCUUCCUAUUUCAGUCUGGGUCAAGAACCUCGCCGAGUAUCAGGUACUCACAGAAGUGAUAGCGGGGGCAGCGAGUCGCUCGCGCGAAUGGUAACAAACUUCUCGUUGCAUGAUGCCGACAUGGCAUCUCAAUCCAAUAGCAUCAGGUCACCGUUAGACGAAGAUGCAGUUGCGCAGGGGUCGCCUGAUUUGCCUAUGAGCGUUGGCUCGAGAAUGAGCAUAGAUAGUCAUGCCAGAAGCUCGCUACCGCUCUCUAACAUGAUGCCUCCACCAAUGGCCUUGUUCAAUCCCGAAGAUACCAACCGACGCUUUGUGGGUACGCCCGACUAUCUGGCCCCGGAGACCAUUAAGGGUGAUAAGCAGGAUGAGACGAGUGAUUGGUGGUCUGUUGGAUGUAUCUUGUUCGAAUUUCUCUAUGGCAUCCCCCCUUUCCACGCGGAUGAGGCCGAGGAAGUAUUUGAGAACAUCCUUGCUCGAAAAGUCCAGUGGCCAGAUGAGACCGAGUGUGAGUCGGUGUCUGAUGAUGCCAAAGAUUUGAUCAACCAGCUCCUGUGUAUGGAACCCCACCAGCGUCUAGGAUCAAACCGCGAAGAUAGGUUCUCCUCUGGCGGUGAAGAAAUUCGCGGCCAUCCUUGGUUCCAGGAGGUCAACUGGGAGACACUUUUGGAGGACGAGGCUCAGUUUGUGCCACAACCUGAGAACCCGGAGGAUACUGAAUACUUUGAUGCCAGAGGAGCAGUGCUGCAGUCGUUUGCAGAGGAAAUGGAAGACCAAGCGUCUCCUCAAUCUUCUGCAGCAGGCUCUGAGUAUGCCGAGCGGCCACACGAUGCUCUUUCUCGGGUCCGAUCUCAGGUCAACUCUAUAAAUCGGAAGCUCAUGCCGCUGCACAUUCCACCCCAUGUACGAGAUCUGAAAUCGAGACGCCUUAGUGAACCAGUAGCAAUGGACGACUUUGGCUCCUUCUCGUUCAAGAACCUUCCUGUACUGGAGAAGGCCAACAAGGACGUUAUCCAGAAGCUGAGGGCCGAGGCGCUAGCUGCGCAGAGCAAAGGAACUUCAGUUAGCCCCGGAGCAGCAAGCAGCAUUAUAUCGCCUGGGCCAUCACUCGAGGGCAGCCCCGUUCUAUCGAAUCCUGUUUCUAGAACAAUUUCCAACGCCAAGGCGACAAAUAGAGCACAAUCGCCUUCAGGCUUUGGUCAUGUAAGCGCUUCGCCUAACCGAGCCUCGCAGCCGUCAUCACCAUUGUUGGUCUCAUUUGUCGCCGGCCAGGGUACUGAGGGACGACGAAAGGCGUCGAGCAAUUCCUCAAGCCUGUCUCACCAAUCAACCGCCGCAACAUUGCAGCCGGGUUCAGCAUUUGAGAUACCCAAGGUGCCACCAAGUUUGCAGAAGGCCGCUACCACGGUCGCAGUGUCAUCCCCCAGUCAGGGUCGCAGCGCAGCGCCGCCUCCCUUGUCGUUGUCGCCCCAAAAGACCAUAUCAACUCCACGACAGGGCAGCAACUCUUCCGCAGGACGAUCGAGGUCACUCACUGUGGGCUCGCAGUCUCAGGAUGGCAGCCCUGUGGCAUCUGACAUAAUGCAUCAUCAUCGGAACCGCAGAAGUCAAGUCUUUGACAUGUCUCCAUCCUCUUCAGAUAAUGAAGGCGAGAAGCAUAACGCUCUUCUCCGAGUGCAGAGGCGUAGGCAAAGCUCAAGGCGGCUUUCACAGAUUGCUUUCGACGCAGGACCUACCUUCCGACCCUUAGAUGUGCUGAUUUGUGAGGACCACCCUGUAUCCCGCAUGGUUAUGGAGAAGCUGUUGGAAAAGCUCAGAUGCCGCACUAUCUCUGUGCCAAACGGAUCUGAAGCCGUCAGAUAUUCGAUGAGUGAGAUUAAGUUUGAUGUCAUUUUCCUCGAGUAUCAGCUCCCUCAAAUCAACGGAGCUGAUGUAGCACGAAUGAUCAGGGAGACAAAGAACGCCAACUCACAUACACCCAUUGUUGCUAUUACAGCUUAUCUGAAAGAGCUUCAAGCGCCCCACUACUUCGACUCGCUGAUCGAGAAGCCCAUUAGCUCCUCUAAGCUCACCGAAGUAUUGCGAGGGCUAUGCCAGUGGCGACCCGAGUCACCAGGGCAUGCAUCUGGGAUGCCACGACCGAUCCCGAUGGGAAUUCGUAAGGCCAAUUCUCGACUCGAGGAUAGUCCUACGUCGGGCUCAUCUGUUUUUGCCGGCCGCUUAGGAACUGCAAUGAUGUCAAGCCGUGAAGACUCGAUCACCUCGUCCUUGUUUGGCGAUUCGGAGUCAGUGACGACCGAAGAGUUGCCGGUAGUUAGUCGUAAGGCUACGAACGAAUGGGACGAAGGAGGUUUAAACAUCACUGACAACAACGAUGCCCCCGAACCUUCAAGAAAAGGAAUUCCUCAUCUUGUGGCUCAGCAAUCAGCCCCGGCGCAGAUGGAACACCGCCCACGGGGCAACGACAAGCUCAAAGGGAAGCGAGAAGGCUCCGAACAAAGAACAGUGGAAGGCACUGAGUCGGCUGACGACGAAGACGAGGAGCUGGGAGGCGGUAGGGACAGGCACCAUGGCCGUAACAGCCAGCAGAUGACGACCAAGGCCGGCCUCCCCAGCUCCAAGCUUGGCAUUGAGAUGAUGCGGGCGAACAGCCAUGAUAGUUUGACAGUGGGCUCAGAGAGCACGCCUGAAGCUGUGACGCAAGUCGUGACAACACCUUCUAAGGAGAUGGAAGUGGGAAUUCUGGACGACGCAGUUCCUGGGGAAGUCACUGCACAUACUCCUCCUGACGCCGGGUUGAAAAUCGAAGGAUUGACGCCCAAGACGGAUAAGGAGGGGACUGACAGCGUAGACGCUACGCCUCGACCUUUGACAGUCGUAAAAGGAGAUGGCGGUGGCGAAGAUGAGGAAGCAACACCGACAAGAUCGAUAGGAAAAUGA